CGGCCCACCGUUGCAAACCGUGCCUCAACUAGGACCGAGGCGAUGGAGGGAGCGAUCGGUAGCGAGGACCGGCUCGUCGAGGCUGCCCGCCGCAUCUUCGGUCACCGUUCCUUCCGGCCGAUGCAGCGGCGCGUGAUUGAGGCGGCGAUGCGCGGCGAGGACGUGUUUGUGCUGCUGCCCACCGGCGGCGGCAAGAGCCUCUGCUUCCAGCUUCCCGCGGUGCUGAGCCGCGGCGUGACGGUGGUCGUGUCGCCGCUCCUCGCGCUUAUCCAGGACCAGGUGACAGCGCUCUGCCAGAUGCAGGGCGAGGACGCGGCGUUUGCGGGCGUGCCCACAACCUACCUCGGCACCGGCGCGCCCGAGGGCCAUAGCGCGGCGGUCUACGCCGACCUGCGACGGUUGCCGCGUCCGCUGACCAAGCUGCUGUACGUGACGCCUGAGAUGCUGCUGCACAACGAGACGGUGCGCGAGCUGCUCUCGGGCCUGGUGCGUCGCUCGCCGCCGCAGCUCGCUCGGAUCGUCGUCGACGAGGCGCACUGCGUCAGCCAAUGGGGGCACGACUUUCGCAAGGACUACACGCGGCUCGGCACGCUGCGCACGCUCUGGCGGGCGGUGCCCGUGACUGCACUCACCGCCACCGCCACCGCGGCGUGUCUCGCCGACGUGCGCAAGCUGCUCAAGAUGAAGAGCAGCCACGUCUUCCGCACCUCCUUCAACCGGCCCAACCUCUCCUACUCCGUCGUGGCCAAGGCGUCGGGCCACGACAGGUCGAUUGCCCAGCUGCUCGCCUACAUCCGCCACUGGCCUCGCGGGACGAGCGGGCUCGUGUACUGCCUCUCGCGGCAGGAGACGGAGGAGGUGUGCGCCGCGCUGCUGGAGGAGGGCGUCUCGGUCGCCUUCUACCACGCGGGCAUGACGCCCAAGCAGCGGCAGACCGUGCAGCGGCAGUGGCCUGUAGGCGGCGGCGUCUCGCUCGUCUGCGCGACCAUCGCGAUGGGCAUGGGGAUCGACAAGGGCGACGUGCGGUACGUGGCCCACUUCACGAUGCCAAAGUCGCUCGAGGGCUACUACCAGGAGAGCACUCGCCCUCGCCCUUCACCCCCACCCCCACCCUCGCCUCACCCUCACCAUACCCCUAACCUUAAGAAGAAGCGGGCGCGGGAGGACGCGCUCUCCGUCAAGCAGUACUGCGAGGAGGCGCGCUGCCGCCGCGCGGCGCUGCUCUCGCACUUUGGCGAG
Molecule: messenger RNA, 1239 nt
Organism: Emiliania huxleyi CCMP1516
Lineage: Eukaryota; Haptophyta; Isochrysidales; Noelaerhabdaceae
Exons: 3
Biological process (GO): double-strand break repair via homologous recombination
Cellular component (GO): nucleus; cytoplasm; chromosome
Molecular function (GO): nucleic acid binding; ATP binding; four-way junction helicase activity
Source: RefSeq, a predicted model, not a curated record